AUUGAGACAAACGUGAGCGCAACUCUGAAUUGGGACUGCAUUUCAUAGUUUGUGAAUUUCCGAUGAUCUUGCCGAUUGCCGUCAGUUGCAUAGAAGGCAAUAGUUGAUGUGGUGCUCGUACAAAAUAUGGUGUUCCUAAGAUGCUAAAACAGUAUGUAUCAUAUAUAUAUGAACAUAUCUGAAGUAAGAAAAGGGAAAAUUGAAUAUGGCAGCAGCAGCUGAACUUAGAAAUCUUGAAAGGUGGUUUACAAAACAACAAUAACAAAGUAAAAAAUAUUACUAAGAGAAAAACCGAAAUAUUUACGUAGUAGGGCGAAGUGAACAAACUAGUGAAGAGUCUUAAACGCAAAUGGUUAUAAUUAAGUUAAAGAAGAAGUGAGUGAACGAAGUGUAAAGAAAAGGUGUUGAAAUGUGAGAAGUGAACGAGGAAAUGAACAAACCGAAAUUGGAUGAAAGUAUACAAAUAUAAAUAAUAAAAUUGUGUUUAGAAAUGUGAAUUAAAAGUAGAGCAUACAAAUUUUUGAUGGAGCGCUAAUUAACAAAAACUAAUAUUAGCCAGAAAAAACAAAAACAAAUGUAAAAAUUCAAAAAGUGUAAAUUUUAAUAGAUAUGAAAAAUUAAAAAGAUUAUUUAAAUUAUAAAAAGCACAAAAAUGCAUAUUGAUAAGAACAGAAACUCAAAUGAAACAAAAAAAUAAUGGUGGCAAGAAAAAUAAAAAAGCUAGUUAAACAAAUUUAAAAAUGUAUGAAAUUAAACCCUAAAAAUUUGAAAUAACAUUUCGCAGAAUCUGUACAAAAAAAAAAACAGAAUAUGAGUGAAGGAAGAAUCCCAAAUGGAAAUUAAAAUUUAAAAUAUUAAAUAUCAUAGCAGAGUAGUUUGCACGUUUUAAAUAAAAUAUGCGAAGAGUUAAACUAUGCACAUCGCGAAAAUCCUUGCAAAACGUUCAAUAGCAUACAUGAAUUAUGAAAAAAAUAUCUAAAAUUAGCGAUAUGCGUAUGCACAUAAGGGCACAGAAAAAAUUAAAAUAAAAUAAAUUAGUGAAAAAGUUUUUAUAAAAAAGUAAUACAAAAUUUCAAUAAUUAAUAAGCAAACGAAUCAUAGCUUCGCCUGAAAAAGGGGCUACACUACACGACCGCUUAGCGUAGUUGCUGACAUCCAAUCAACAACUUGUCAAUAUAACAAUUCAACAAUUCUGUAGUUUGGCAAUUCAGCAAUUCAGCAAGUUAUCAUACAUACAUACAUUUGUGCAUAGCGAUAAAUAGAAGAAAAAGUCUAAAACUCGAUUGGCAAUCCAUCAACUCAGCAAUUUUUCAUUUCACUCAACAAUUCAACAGCCGAAUGCAGCCAUAAGGGCAAUCAGCCAACCGAACCGAUCCCACAGUGUGAUCGACUGUGCGGCCGACCUACCGCACUUACACACUUACAUACAUACACAUACACACGCUCAACAUUUCAGCAAACAUCCAUAAGAGAUUUCCAUUGCAGUAAGCAGCUAGUAUUUGGCAAUCGUUGAACCUGCAACGGCGCAUCAACUGAGAUUGCUGUGCUUGCGCAUCUACGACAUGGUAUGAAGGAGCCGACGAACAACUUGGACGAUAUUGUGCCUGGCAGGCUGACAUCAGCCGAAUUACGGGCGAUGGCACUGCGACAACAACAGCAAAUCGACUCACAACACCAGCUGUUGGCUACCAAGGAGCAGCGUUUGCGUUUCCUUAAAUCACAAGAGGUGCGCAAUGCGGUCGCCAGCGCUGAAGGUGAACGCCUGCGACGUUUGCGGGAGCGUGUGGAGGCGCAGGAAUCCAAAUUGCGACGCUUGCGUGCGCUGCGAGGUCAAGUGGACUUACAGAAGACUUACAAUGUUACGCUGAGCAACGAUUUGGACUCGAUUCGAGCUCUCUUUAGUGAAAAGGAGAAAGAGCUUAGUUUGGCAGUUGCGAAGGUGGAAGCGCUCACUAGACAACUGGAGGAAUUAAGACGCGAUCGUCGCUGUCCAAUAAAUCUGCUAUCAACUGGUGGUAAUAAUGGCAAUGCACAGCCCUUGCCGCCACAAGCAUCACGGGAACUCGAGAAGUUGCGGCGUGAAUUGGUGUAUCGUAAUCAACUAUCGCUGCAACAAGAUGCCCGCUUACAUUUGCAACGUGAGGCAUUGCAGCAACGGCAGGCUGAACUGCGCUCUGUUGACCAGCGCAUUUACGAGCUACAGACAAGGCUGCAACGUAAAAAAACCGCCAAUUUACAAAAUAAUAUGCAAAAUCAAAAUCAACUACACCAGCAACAACAACAGCAACAGCACCAACAGUCUGCGUCUCAGCAACCGUCACAUCAGCCGCCGGCGCACGCGUACAAUAACCCUAAGACCAAUGCCGCGUACAAUCACCAACAGACCAAUCACCACAAACAAGGCGUGGCCGCACUCAAACAGCAAUUGCUGCAAAAACAAGCUAGUAAUCUAUUAACUACUGCGCAACAGCAACAUAACUCUUCAAAGUUCCCUAAUAUUAUCAAUCGUGAACCGAAUCGGAGUAUGCAACGCGGCAAUGUAGCUGCUGUCGAGCCAUACAUACAUACGCCACAGAAGUCGGCGAUCGCACCUGGAAGCGGCUACUUGGGCGCAGGCAAUAUAUUGAAACAUGCAGCUGCCACCGCUAACACCAAUCAGCAAAAUCAGCUGAUACAAGAUUUGACGCACAUGAAACUCAACAUAACUGCCGCUACGCACAGUCCACAAGGCGGCGCGCCAAAUGUGCAUGUGCUCAACAGCGGCACAAAUGCCGCUAAUACGCAGACGUCGUUCUUUAGUGGUGAAAGCGACGAAUCAAAGUUGGCGAAGAAAAUGCUAACAGCAUCGCUGGCGGCCGCUAAAGCCGCGGAACCAACUAAGCCCGUGGAAGUGGAUACAUCGAUGCACAUCUAUGCCGAAGUGGGUCCGAAAAAGCGGGACUUGCUGAAGGCGGCGGAGGCGGCCAAAGCGGCCGAGGCAGCUGCGCGUGCUACUGAGGCAUCAUCAAUUACCUCAUCGUCGUCAACAGGCUCGGUCAACACCCCCACCACCACCACCACUACAGCCGGGACCACGACAACUAGCAGUAAAAUACCUAAAAGCAUCGGCUCCGCCACCUCAGCAACGGCCAUGAUCAGUAAAUUAAAUAGCGCAGCAGCGGCAGCAAAGGAACGCAACGAAUUGGACAGGAAAUGCGAAAGUGCAGCAAACGAAGCGUUGACAGAGAAGCAACACAUUCAACAGCAGCAACAAUUGACCGUGCACAGUAUGCCUUUGGGCGCUGCUAAUAAGUCGCUGGCCACCGCUGUGGCACAUACAAGCGCGUCGACGACAACAACCGCCAGUGGUGACAGCGUGCAUGCGAAACCGAAACCGCUACAGACGCAUGCAUCCGGUAGUUUGGCGAUACCGCCGCGAAAACCCAUCAGCAGCGUAGCACCUACAUCAGUAACCAGCUCUAUACCGAAAAUGAUUGCCUACAGUCCAAAAGUAAACCGUGUUGCGCCAAAUGUGGUGAGUGCCACAGCAACAGCGACAACAAGCUCAGCAUUGACAACAACGAACGCAGCGUAUUCUGAUCGACCCGCAUUGCCACCUAAGCCCAGCAAAAUAUCGCCCACAGAGCAUACGAACGACCACAGCUCAAGCGGCGCUACGAAUACAACAGUAGCAACAACAGCAACAGCGUCUACGUCGAUGCUAAAGAAACCUGCCGUGCACGCGGCUUCAAUAGCAGCUGCCGCAGCAGUUGAAUUACAACAAGCCACACAAGGCCUGCAAACGCUCAAUAUCAAUGAUAACCUGCCGAUCAAGGCGAAACCGCUGACAAUACGUAAGCAGCCUAUGUGCGAGCAGCCGCGUCUUAAGUUAGGCAACAGUGUACCUAAGCCGCCACUACAAGCUGCACGCAAAAUGGAUGUGCCAGCUGCAACAUCGUUUCUGUACCCUGCGGAUGGUUGCCACAGAGGUGAGCGCAACAAAGAUGCGCCGGAAAAUGUUAACGGUGGUGUGGGUGGUGGCGUCGCUGGUACCAGCGGUACGAAUCGCACAACUGGUGCGAAUAGCGCGCCAUCUUCGGCUGCCUCUUCACCCGAACAGCCACCACAGUAUUCGCCACCACAAGUGCCGUCAGCGACAAGCGCUCCACCAACGCACCAACAGCAUUCGCCUAACAGCAAUUCUCAAUCCAGUUCCAGCAUGGAUGAAUUGGAUAAGAUAGAACGGCACAGCGAUGGCGUGAGCGGAAGUGAAUCUACCACCACCGAUAACAGUGGCCUCAAGCGCCGUGCCGCUUCCACCGGCAGUGCGCCAAACACCUCCUCACUCGCAUCGGCGACGGCUAGCAACGGUAAACCAAAAUUAGCGCGCCGUGUGAGUUUUGAUCCGCUUGCUUUAUUGCUGGACGCUAGUCUGGAGGGUGAGUUGGAAUUGGUGAAAAAGACCGCAAUGCAGGUUGCAAAUCCUAGCGCAGCGAAUGACGAAGGCAUCACUGCGCUGCAUAACGCCAUCUGUGCGGGUCAUUUUGACAUAGUCAAAUUUCUUGUGGAAUUUGGUUGCGACGUGAAUGCACAAGACUCCGACGGUUGGACGCCACUGCAUUGUGCGGCCAGUUGCAAUAAUUUGUCCAUGGUGAAGUUCUUGGUGGAAAAUGGUGCAUGUCUGUUUGCAUCGACACUGUCAGAUCAUGAAACACCUGCGGAGAAAUGCGAGGAAGAUGAAGAAGGUUUCGAUGGUUGCUCCGAGUAUUUAUACAGUAUUCAAGAGAAACUCGGUAUACUUCAUAAUGGCGAAGUGUAUGCGGUAUUCUCGUAUGAUGCUCAAAACAGCGACGAACUUACAUUCCAAGUCAACGAUCGUUUGGUUAUCCUGCGAAAAGGCGAUGAUGCCGAAAGUGAAUGGUGGUGGGCAAAGAAUGCGAACGAAGAGGAAGGAUACGUGCCCAGAAAUCUGCUGGGGCUCUACCCAAGAGUCCCACCACAGACCUCCAAUUUCAACGAUUAGCAGUUAAUACGUUUUUAUAUAUGUAAAAAGAAAUCGGGUCGUCUAAUACAAAAACACUACAUAUCCAAGUAUUUGUAAUAUUUAUGGCAGCUUAUGGAAAACAUGGCAAGCUAACAAAGUACAACACAAAUUGGUGAUUGGAAGUAAAAAACAUUUGGCGAGUUGGAGGAAUGGCGCUCGAUAGUGACGUACGAAGCAUUUUAUAACUUAUUUCGUAUACAUUUUAUUUUCAUACAUAUGUAUGUAUGUACAUCUAUAAAAGCAACCCGCUUUAGUUCGACUAACUUAAUUUUGUGCAUUUGUUUUAAGAGUUUGUAAUGUAAGAUAGCAUUCGUUUUUUUGCUAUCGCCUGAAUGUGUCCAUAGAAUGUGCAACAUUGAUAUUUAAGCGUUUUCGAAGGUUUUCUAUAUACUAAAAUACAUACAUAAGCAUGUAUAAAUGUAUGUAUAAGCACAAAAAAAUGAAAAAAGCAAAGUGAAUACGAUAAAUUCAUGAAUACAUAAAUACAUACCUUGUAACUCCUACUAAAUAACAAUAAUAUUAAGGCUUACAAUAAAAAUAUUGUAUAUAAUAAACGAAAAAAAAAACAAACACAACA
Messenger RNA from Anastrepha ludens (Mexican fruit fly), 5600 nucleotides. It is a transcript of the gene ASPP, whose product is annotated as apoptosis-stimulating of p53 protein 1. Gene Ontology annotation, cellular component: nucleus. Gene Ontology annotation, biological process: regulation of apoptotic process. Gene Ontology annotation, molecular function: p53 binding. Lineage: Eukaryota; Metazoa; Arthropoda; Insecta; Diptera; Tephritidae. The record is from RefSeq and is a predicted model, not a curated record. The transcript has 9 exons. The coding region runs from base 1568 to 5002 and encodes 1144 amino acids.